This is a messenger RNA of Phaeoacremonium minimum UCRPA7, 606 nucleotides long. RefSeq names its product putative epidermal retinal dehydrogenase 2 protein. The transcript is spliced from 4 exons. Gene Ontology annotation, molecular function: oxidoreductase activity, acting on the CH-OH group of donors, NAD or NADP as acceptor. Lineage: Eukaryota; Fungi; Ascomycota; Sordariomycetes; Togniniales; Togniniaceae. Bases 1 to 606 code for a protein of 201 amino acids. The record is from RefSeq and is a predicted model, not a curated record.
AUGGCUCAACAACUACUACUCACGGGUGAGCAGGGUAUCAAGGUUGUCGUCCUUGACAUCCAGCCAUUGAGUUUCGAAGCUCCUCCAGAAGUCCACUACUUCGAAUGCGACAUAACCUCGCCAGCUGAGAUCGCUGCCGUAGCGAAAGAGGUGCGCCUCAAAGUCGGACAUCCAAGUAUUCUCAUCAACAACGCCGGCGUGGCUCGGGGUAAGAAUCUUCUUGUAGCGAGCGAGCGAAAUAUCCGCUUUACAUUCGAUGUAAACACGUUUGCGCAGUUCUGGACCGUGAGGGAGUUCUUGCCGGACAUGAUCGCUCACAACCAUGGCAUGGUCGUAACAGUCGCUUCGUUUGCCGCCUGGGUAACGGUGCCAGACAUGGUCGACUACGCUGCAUCCAAGGCGGCCGCGUAUGCUUUUCAUGAGGGCCUGACUGCUGAACUGAAGACGCGGUACAAUGCUCCAAAAGUCCGAUUGAGGUCUAAAGGCGCGAAUAUCAUGCCGAAUUUCCGCGGCAGACAAGUUGUCACAGACUUGGACAAGUUCUAUGCUGAUAGGGAGAAGUCUGACACUGAGGAAAGCACUGUAUUAGUUCCGGAGGCAAAGUGA